This is a messenger RNA of Sphaerodactylus townsendi, 2547 nucleotides long. It is a transcript of the gene CCNI, whose product is annotated as cyclin I. Gene Ontology annotation, cellular component: cytoplasm; cyclin-dependent protein kinase holoenzyme complex; nucleus. Gene Ontology annotation, biological process: regulation of cyclin-dependent protein serine/threonine kinase activity; mitotic cell cycle phase transition. Gene Ontology annotation, molecular function: cyclin-dependent protein serine/threonine kinase regulator activity. The transcript is spliced from 7 exons. NCBI's taxonomy places the organism in Eukaryota, Metazoa, Chordata, Lepidosauria, Squamata, Sphaerodactylidae. The record is from RefSeq and is a predicted model, not a curated record. The coding region runs from base 177 to 1331 and encodes 384 amino acids.
ACAUGGAACCAGCAGGAAACUGAACACAAAGAAGCCGCUCCGCUUUCCCCGCCGGCGCCGCGACCAUGCGGGCGUUUUGAUGGCCCCGAUGCUGGCCAAGUCCGACUGGGAAUUUUGCAGCUUUGCAGGGGAGGUAGCUGUAUCCAGUUGGGUGGCAGGCAGACCCGAGGGGUACCAUGAAGAUUUCAGGACCCCUGGAGAGCCAGAGGUUGUCUCUCCUCCUGGAGAUAGCAAUCUCUAGGGAAGCUCAGAUGUGGAAAGUUCACGUGCCCAAAAUUCAGCCCAAUCAGGAUGUAGGCAUUUCUCCAACCCAGCGGGACGAAGUAAUCCAUUGGCUGGCCAAACUCAAGUACCAGUUCCAUCUUUACCCAGAAACACUCGCCCUGGCUGUCAGCCUCUUGGACAGGUUUUUAGCCGCCGUGAAGGCCCGUCCAAAGUACUUGAACUGUAUUGCAAUCAGCUGCUUCUUCCUUGCUGCCAAGACUAUCGAGGAAGAUGAGAGGAUCCCAGUACUGAAAGUGUUGGCCAGAGACAGCUUUUGUGGCUGUUCUCCAGCAGAAAUCCGCCGGAUGGAGAAGAUCAUUCUGGACAAACUGAACUGGGACCUCCACACAGCGACCCCGUUGGAUUUCCUCCACAUUUUCCACGCAGUCGCCCUGUCAACCAGGCCUCAGCUGCUGACCACCUUGCCCAAGAUGAACCCGUCCCAGCACGUGGCUUUGCUCACCAAGAAGCUCCUCCACUGCCUCGCCUGCUACCAGCUCCUGCAGUUCAAGGGCUCCUUGCUGGCCUUGGCCAUCGUCAGCCUGGAGGUGGAGAAACUGAUCCCUGAUUGGCUCGCCCUCAUCAUCGAACUGCUCCAGAAGGCACAGAUGGACAGCUCCCAGCUGAUCCACUGCCGGGAGCUUGUGGCACAACACCUUUCCCCUGUGCAGCCUUCCCUGCCACCCAACUCCGUGUACGUCUACAGCCCCCUGAAGCACAACCUGGUGACCUGCCACACGGGAGCCCUCCGAUUCCAUCCCUCCUCCGUCCCAGGCCCAGACUCCAAGGACAACCGCAAACCAGAAGUGCCAAACCGAGGCUCUGCUGCUCUGUGCCAACGCCGUCUGGCUCCCAGCAGGUGCAAGCAGGCGACGGCCAAGCGCAAAGUGGAAGAGAUGGAGGUGGACGACUUCUACGACGGGAUUAAGCGGCUCUACAACGAGGAGAACGUUCCAGAAGGGGUGGCCUUGGAAGGGAAGGCCGCCUCGGCCUGCGGCGCUGACGUCUCGCGGCAAGCUGGGAGCGUUUCCCCUUGCCCUCCGCUGCAGCCCGUUUCCGUCAUGUAGCCGGGCACCCAACCUGCUCCUUUGGAGAAAAGCUGCUACGUCACGUGCGUGUGCGCGCGCAACAUCAGGCAACAACCGGCCAGUAGAACGAAGGCAGUACCUUAGGGGGCUAAGCAGAGGGGAGCACAAUUAUAUUUCUAAAAGAUCCUCUCUUCCCUCUCCCAGACCCUCACCUUGUGCGGCUAAUUAUAGUUCACUUAUUAUUUAAUGACUAAAAAAGCAAAAAAAAAAGUAUAAAAAACCUUUUUUAAAAGACCCAAAACUACACAAAAAAGUAGCAAAAAUUUCAUCUCUUUGUGUCUGUUCCACUGUUUUUAAUCUGCUAUUGUGUGUCGUAUUCCCCCAUCUGCCGUGUUUGAGAGUUCACACUGAAUGUGCAAAAAAAAAAACACCCCAAGCCCAAAAAACCCUGUUUCAAAUUUCCAGCAACGUCACUACUCCAGAUUCUGAAUUAUUGCAUCGUUUUGAGGACUUCCUUUCCCCAAAUCCUGCCUUUUAAAAAAAGUUAUCUGAUCGUCUCUCUUGCAUGACUUUCUGUACUUCGGCACUUUUUACGUAGGAAACCUCUCCUUUUACUUCAAAACAAAAUGCGGAAUUCCCCUUCUUUUCUGUCGUUUAGCACUUUCGGGUUUCAAUUGUGUUGUUUAAAACUAGAUCUUGCAUUCAAAAUGCAAGGAAUUAAAGGGGGUGGCGGGGAAGUUGCUUGGCCACCAAGAGACUAGAGCAGCGUCAACAAAAAAAAUCGAAGCUGUGUUGAUCCCAAGGCUUCUGUCCCUGGAUCCUAGUUUUGGAUCAACUUCAGGCAGGAGUUGGCGGGCUUUAAUUGCUUGCACAAGAUGGGCAGCACCCCAAAAUGUGACAACACAGCGUCCAAAAACUUGCCAGCUUGUUUUUGCAGCAAAAACAGUGACAUUAAAGAUGAAUGAGGACAUGGCUGUGUGUUAAGGAUCAGGCACGGAUUUCCUUUUGCUUCUCUCCCUCCGCCCCCUGCCCACACCAUUUUUAAAAUGUACCUUUUUAACAGGAAUCCUGGGGAAGGGUGGGGCGAUCGCCGAGGUUUUAAAAAAAGGGUUUAGUUCUUCGGCAUCCCGACUCUGCUUCUUGGAAUAAUCUCAAGUUUCAAAGUUCCCUCCACAGCCCUUGGGAAGGUAUUUGCUUUCAGUGACCAUACUCGAGUUAAGCCUUCUGGUAGCAAUAAAACGAUGUUGUCUUUGGA